Pecten maximus is the source of this 3624-nucleotide messenger RNA. RefSeq names its product mucin-5AC-like. The record is from RefSeq and is a predicted model, not a curated record. The coding region runs from base 168 to 2678 and encodes 836 amino acids. The transcript has a single exon. Lineage: Eukaryota; Metazoa; Mollusca; Bivalvia; Pectinida; Pectinidae.
GCUUUAACAUUCCUUUGUUUAUCAUUGUAUAUGCUAUCAGACAAGUCAGUCACGUGACAUGUGGCACAUUAACGGUAGACUGUAAUACAACCAUGACACGGCCAUGAAGGAUUAGGAUGAGUGGAUUUGGAACGUUAUCCUAAAAAACCUCUUUUUUCACACUAACAAUGCGACCAACGUUCAUUGCAUUUACGUUACGACUUUUAGUCUCGACCUUUGACCUAAUCAUCGAUUGGCUGUUGUAUUAUGAAGUGAGUGGAUUAAAACCCGGACUUGUGUUUGGUCCGUUCUCGGAUGCUGUACUGGGAUUGUUCGUCUUUUUCGGCUGUAUUGGGACUGUGAUAUAUAUUGUCGAGAUCGUUUUAAACGUUGUCGGUUUCUUUGCUGCAAAAGAUGAUCUACUUCCAAAUGGUCUCCUUAACAACGUCAACCUUGUGUCCCUGUGGAUUGAAGACGUCCCCCUCAUAAUGAUGAGUGUGUAUAUGGCGGGAUGUCGUGAUAAAGCUGUCACCGUUUUAAUGUUAGUCAAAGCUUUGUCAACUCUUCUGGAAGUUUUCGUGAAUUUGGGCAUCAUUAUCGCUGAGUACAUCCUAAACAAAAAACAUACAACGGUGAUAAAAUUUGGCGAAAAAGAAGCAGCAAAAUGGCUGAAGAUCCCCCUUGGCAUUAGUUUAUUUAUUAUGAUGAUCGGAUCAAUGUUGGUGUUUGGAUUAGGAAAUUACUACACAGGUUCUAAAAAUGUUAUACGAUUAUCAAGUCCGCUUGGUGUCAAUUCCGGAAAGUACAGUAGUCUAAACUACUUAGAUGGAUCGGGGAUAUACAUGAACUUUGACAACGGCCAAACUGACGUCAUCACCAUGGAUACGUAUGAAUGGAUCUCACUUAUUGAUUUAGAAAGCAUUAUGUCAACUAAUUCGAGUUCGUUUAUGGUUCGUGUAACGUACGACUCGAACCCGAACACGCGGCUUUGGAUCCAGUCAUCGUCUUCCAGUGAUUUAUCGUCUCCAGAAUCCUCUACCUGCUAUUCAACACAAACAUCGCCUCUAUCAAUACUUACCACGUGCUCAACUGACUUUGAGAUUACCUCUAACACUAAAUCCAUUGUGUUUAAAUUUGUGUACGAAAGUCCUAGUAACUCAAAACCACUCGGCGAUGUAUACUACAACUAUGGUAUGGCAUCCAUCGAAACCAUGAAUCCUUGCUUUUUACCUGAGGCGACGCCUGAGUUCUCACUAAGUUAUUUCAAAGCCACUUCUAACAAACACAACUCUAGUCAUCUCAUGACACUGUCAAAUGUCAGUGGACAUUACUACAAGUCUGGGAGUGACCUGCAGGAUGUGUCAGAAGCGUGGAGGACUGGUAAGUUUGGGUGUGGUCACACCGGGAGAUCAAUACCCAAACUAGAAACCUCCAUAAGUGUACCUUGCCUAGUGUGGGGUUUAACGAGAACAUUGUCUACGUCAACGUCACCAACAACGACUACUACAUUAUCCAAAACUACAACUAGUGUUGUAAACAAUUCAACACACACAGUAAAUACAACCAGCACAACUCCUGUCACAGUUAAUACAACCAGCACAACUCCUGUCACAGUUAAUACAACCAGCACAACUCCUGUCACAGUAAAUACAACCAGCACAACUCCUGUCACUGUGAAUACAACCAGCACAACUCCUGUCACAGUUAAUACAACGAGUACAACUCCUGUCACAGUAAAUACAACCAGCACAACUCCUGUCACAGUUAAUACAACCAACACAACUCCUGUCACAGUGAAUACAACGAGUACAACUCCUGUCACUGUGAAUACAACCAGCACAACUCCUGUCACAGUAAAUACAACCAGCACAACUCCUGUCACAGUGAAUACAACGAGUACAACUCCUGUCACUGUGAAUACAACCAGCACAACUCCUGUCACUGUGGAUACAACGAGCACAACUCCUGUCACAGUGAAUGCAACCAGCACAACUCCUGUCACAGUGAAUGCAACCAGCACAACUCCUGUCACUGUCAAUACAACCAGCACAACUCCUGCCAUAGUUAAUACAACCAGUACAACUCCUGUCACUGUGAAUACAACCAGUACAACUCCUGUCAUAGUAAAUACAACCAGCACAACUCCUGUCACAGUUAAUACAACCAACACAACUCCUGUCACUGUCAAUACAACCAGCACAACUCCUGUCACAGUUAAUACAACCAACACAACUCCUGUCACAGUUAAUACAACCAGCACAACUCCUGUCACAGUUAAUACAACCAGUACAACUCCUGUCACUGUGAAUACAUCUACAUCUGCCACUACUUCAACUACAACUCCUACAGCUACAACUACCACUUCAACUACAACUACAACUCCUACAGAUACAACUCCCACUUCAACUACAACUACAACUCCUACAGAUACAACUCCCACUUCAACUACAACUCCUACAACUACACCUACCACUACAACUACAACUCCUACAGCUACACCUACCACUACAACUACAACUCCUACAGGUACACCUCCCACUUCAACUACAACUCUUACAACUACACCUCCCACUUCUACAACUACACCAACAGCUCCUACAACUACCACUUCACCUACAACAACCACUACAACUACAACUGCACCUACAACUUCUACAACUUCGCCUACAACUCCUACAACUUCAGUUGCAUCUGGAUAAAUCACGCCUUUUAUCACGUGUCACUUCAAUUACGUUCAUCUUAACAACUACAGAAUUAUGACUAAAACAUCAUACUAUUUCUUCAUGCUAGACAAGAAAUAGGAAGUGAACUGUACGUCAUUGAUUAGUGAGAUCACAAACACGUUACACGCCUUACUAUGAUUACGUCAUCACUAGGCAGCAUUACCAUACCCCAAUCCAGUGAGUCAUCAAAUCUGGUGCCCAAUUGAGAAUGGCGCGAAAUAUACCGACCGGAGAGUGUGGUAGAAAGAAACUGCUUAUCAACCAAUCAAAAUCUUUGUGAUAAACUUAACCUCAUAUCACCCAAUCAAAAUCUUUGUGAUAAACUUAACCUCAUAUCACCCAAUAAAAAUAUUUGUGAUAAACGAAACCUCAUAUCACCCCAUCAAAAUCUUUGUGAUAAACUAAACCUCAUAUCACCCAAUCAAAAUAUUUGUGAUAAACUAAACCUCAUAUCACCCAAUCAAAAUAUUUGUGAUGAACUAAACCUCAUAUCACCCAAUCAAAAUCUUUGUGAUUAACUUUAAAAGAUCUUAGCAUCAAGUUGAGAGGACCAAUCUGCAUCAUACCUUGGCGAUAAAUUAUCCAUUUAUCGUACUAAGGGCGCGUUAAACCGCAGUAAUAACCAGUACAGUUUCAUAUUGAUUACAUUUGUUCAUCAUCUUAAUUAAUAGACAAUACAUUUAUCGUAAAUAUUAAUGACUGAGUGUUAAUUAUUUGACAUGUUGGUGGCGCUGUCAUUGUUGCAGAAUGAGGGAACCGGUAUGAUAUGUAUCCUGGUAUAAUUAAGUUAAUUCCUGUAUAGGUCAGUUUUACUGAAGAAAUCAUCAUCAUUUGGCUGUUGUUUGUGUGUCAGACAUUUCUCAACAAAUUAAUUUGAAACUGUUUGCAAUUAGAAUUUCAUGAUUAAAAUGUAUUUAACUUU